Molecule: messenger RNA, 2337 nt
Organism: Ostreobium quekettii
Lineage: Eukaryota; Viridiplantae; Chlorophyta; Ulvophyceae; Bryopsidales; Ostreobiaceae
Source: the annotation of a GenBank genome assembly
AUGUGGUGGUGUGGUCCCAUGCCCUCUGGGCAGAUAGUGCAGCAGGCAGCUCGUCAAGCGGACAACAGUGACGUCCUGAGAAAAGGGCACAAGGGACAUCGACGCGACAAGACCAGGCCCAAAAGCAUGCACAGCAUCAACUGCUGUGUCGACAUCCUCACAGGCAAAGAAUGGGGGCUGCUGCUGGGGAAGAUAGGGCCAUCUGUGAUGACGCACCUCAUCCAGGGCUGCUCCAUCUUUGUAACUCUGCACAAAGGCCACCUCCUGCAAGUCACUGGGCCAGCGAUCACAGAGGUCGCUCAACACCAACAAAGGGCUGCAGGCAAAGAUCCGCCUCAGAUCGCACUUCGCCCAGGCCCUGUGGCACAUGGAUUCGAUCCCCCAUUGAGGUCCACCGAAGGCGUUUCGCCGAAUCACAUGCAGCCAUGCAACUUGCUUGGUGCUUCAAUGGUAGCACCUUGCAACCUUUCUGGUGGAUCAGAAAAUGCAAAGGAGUGUGUUCUCCAGGGCACUGCAAAUACGCCUAGAAAGCGGCCAUCCAGCUGGAGGAGAGUCCGUAGGACAGUGCCUCAGCCCGAGUUCGAUAGGAGCAGGGGAAUGAGUGUUGGACGCCAGCCACCUGCUUCCAGUGCAGGUGAACUGCAGCUUUGCCUCAGCUCCUGCAGCUCGGAAAGCAUGGACCUCUCGAGAAGUGGAGACGGUGGCGAUGCAUCGGGAGCUGAAGUGUCUCGGCCACUGGCCGGGGGCCUUAGCAAGGGCGGUGUCGCGCCGUCCAGAAGGCGUGACAGGGACUCACUGUUGGGCGUGGCGCAUGCCACACUGCCGAGGCAAGCGAUAUUCUAUGAUGAGUCGCUGCACCAUUGCCCGUGCCUUCCUCGAAAACAUGUGUUGAAUGCAUUGAAAAACAACAAAGACAGAGGGCGCAUACUUUACUCGACCAUUUUCCCAUCCAGUUUCGACAAUUGGAAGAAAACUGUGAGGGGCUCCCAUUAUCGCAAAACAGCAUCAGGCGUUCCUGCAUCCCCAGCCAGGGUGAAGAAACAGCACAGGCAUCUGCCGCGACUCCUGCAGCAGCUGGCGGAUCGCGCACAGAAUUGCCCUCUGGGCUUGCUGCUGCGCCAUCACUGCCCUGACCCUAUCGCCAUGGGUGUAGGCAGUGCGGUUCGCGACUUGACGGAUGCUUGGACGCCGCACAGCUCGGUGAUUUCGUACUUGUGGGUAGUUCUGAGGCGAAUCGUGCCCCCAACUCUGCUGGGGCAGAAGCACAGCCGCAGGGUCCUGCUGAAGGCGCUGAGGCAUUUUGUUUGCUUAACACACCACGAGCGAAUGAGCGUGCAGCAGGUUAUGCACGGUCUAAAGACGUCGGACAUGCCAUGGCUGCCGGUGGGCACCGGUGCGCAAGUUCCCAAAACUCUGCACGAGUCUCGCCAGCGAAUGCUAAUCCAGUGGGUCUGGUGGUUGAUGACUGACAUCGUCAUCCCCAUUUUGAGAACGAGCUUCUAUGUCACCGAAAAUGAGGCGCACAAGUACCAAGUUAGUUAUUACAGAAAGUCCGUGUGGAGCAUGCUAAAGGAGGCCGCAAUCUCAUGCUUGACACGAACCAUUUACAGUAGAGUUGACAAAUCAGAGGUGGAGAGCUUCCUCUCCUCUCGGCGGCAUGGCUUCGCGAAGCUGCGCUUCAUACCGAAAAGAAGAGGACUGAGGCCAGUUUUGAAAUACGGUUGCACAGUCGACGCAAAGAAACUGGGGGGUCAAUCGCGACCCACACCCAGCAUCCAUUAUCACGGCAAAAAGGGAGUCCGUCCUGUGAACUGGGACCUCAAGAAUGCUCAGUCGGUUCUCUGGCGCGAGUCGUGCCGCCAGCGGCGCCAUGUCCUCGGCAGCACGGCCUUCAGCUACCGGGAUGUGCACGCGAAGCUGCAGCCCUUCCUGCGUUGGUGGAACGCCGCUCUCCGCCAGGGCCGCCCGCUGCGCCCCCACAUCGUGAGCUGCGACCUGUCCAGCGCCUUCAAUCAGGUGGACGCCGGCACCAUCAUGAGGCUCAUCGGCCCCAUAUUCGAAAGCGAGGCGUACGUGCUCUCCAAGUACGCGACGGUCGUGCCCUCGCUAAAUGGCGUGCAUAUGAAGCACGCAUGGCUGCCGUUUGGACCACCAGAUGAGUUUCCAGGCCUUGUCAAGCUGUUGAGGGCAGACAUGCAUGACAGCCACAGCUCCGUGGUCGUCGACCAGGUUCGUAUUUCUGGAUCGAUGUGUUGCAACCGUGCUGGCAGCGCCUUAGCUCAGCCUUGGAUGUUCAGCAUAUCCAAACUUUGCUUAAUCGGAGUCUUUAAGUAUUAA